UCGGAGGGCCCGCCCUUCUGGGCGCUUCUUCCGGGUGGGGCCCCGGGCCGAGGCGAUGGCCCCCUGGGCGCUCCUCAGCCCUGGGGUCCUGGUGCGGACCGGGCACACCGUGCUGACCUGGGGGAUCACGCUGGUGCUCUUCCUGCACGAUACCGAGCUUCGGCAAUGGGAGGAGCAGGGCGAGCUGCUCCUGCCCCUCACCUUCCUGCUCCUGGUGCUGGGCUCCCUGCUGCUCUACCUCGCUGUGUCACUCAUGGACCCCGGCUACGUGAAUGUGCAGCCCCAGCCUCAGGAGGAGCUCAAAGAGGAGCAGACAGCCAUGGUUCCUCCAGCCAUCCCUCUUCGGCGCUGCAGAUACUGCCUGGUGCUGCAGCCCCUGAGGGCUCGGCACUGCCGUGAGUGCCGCCGUUGCGUCCGCCGCUACGACCACCACUGCCCCUGGAUGGAGAACUGUGUGGGGGAGCGCAACCACCCCCUCUUUGUGGUCUACCUGGCACUGCAGCUGGUGGUGCUUCUCUGGGGCCUGUACCUGGCAUGGUCAGGCCUCCAGUUCUUCCAGCCCUGGGGACUGUGGCUUCGAUCCAGUGGGCUCCUGUUCGCCACCUUCCUGCUGCUGUCCCUACUCUCGUUGGUGGCCAGCCUGCUCCUCGCCUCGCACCUCUACCUGGUGGCCAGCAACACCACCACCUGGGAAUUCAUCUCCUCACACCGCAUCGCCUAUCUCCGCCAGCGCGCCGGCAACCCCUUCGACCGAGGCCUGACCCGCAACCUGGCCCACUUCUUCUGUGGAUGGCCCUCGGGGUCCUGGGAGACCCUUUGGGCUGAGGAGGAGGAGGAGGGCAGCAACCCAGCUGUUUAGGGUUGCUGGAGGCUGGGCUACUAUCUUGUGCCUGAAAACCAGGGGACCUGUCUCCAGCUAGGGUCAGCCCUCGGAGGGCCUGGGGCCGCUCACUCCUGCCCACUCCUCCCAGGCCCCAGAACUGAACUUCAAGACAGACAGAUCCCUGCCUCAGUGGGCAGUUCUGCCUUCCAAGGAAGAAAGGGAAAAAAGGACCUGUGGGCAGCUCAGGCCCAAGCAGACCCCGGGCUCCACCCCAGCCCCACCCAGGCGACUGCCAGUGCACACUUUUACAAAUUUAAUAGUCUAUAAAGCAAGUCCAGUCUUAAAAAGACAAA
Messenger RNA from Chlorocebus sabaeus (green monkey), 1176 nucleotides. RefSeq names its product zDHHC palmitoyltransferase 12 (gene ZDHHC12). NCBI's taxonomy places the organism in Eukaryota, Metazoa, Chordata, Mammalia, Primates, Cercopithecidae. Gene Ontology annotation, cellular component: Golgi apparatus; endoplasmic reticulum. The record is from RefSeq and is a predicted model, not a curated record. Gene Ontology annotation, biological process: peptidyl-L-cysteine S-palmitoylation; protein targeting to membrane. Gene Ontology annotation, molecular function: protein-cysteine S-palmitoyltransferase activity.